Microsporum canis CBS 113480 is the source of this 432-nucleotide messenger RNA. RefSeq lists its product as uncharacterized. Lineage: Eukaryota; Fungi; Ascomycota; Eurotiomycetes; Onygenales; Arthrodermataceae. The record is from RefSeq and is a predicted model, not a curated record. Bases 1 to 432 code for a protein of 143 amino acids. The transcript has 2 exons.
AUGGAGAAACUGGCGAGUGAGGAGAAAAGCGAGGAACUCGUGGGCGCGCGCGCAUCGGGCGUUCGGGCGUUCGGGGCGGUCAUGCCGGAAAGGAACGGAGGGGAAAAGAGGGAGGAAAAGUUCAAGGAAAAUGUCUCCAGGAGGGGAUUCGCAUCAAGGAUAUCAAGGAUGCCAGGGCCUGCGCAUGUUAACUGCCGAGUAAAAGAGGGAGAAGGAGAAGACGUCACUUGCACCACUUGGUUAGCGACUUUUUGCAUCAUCGACGACCUUGAGAGAAGUAAGAGAAGAAGAAGAGGCAGAAAGAGUGGAAGAAGGAGGGCAGGUGGUUGGCUGGGGUGGAGUGGCCAAUGGGGAAGAAGGAGACGGGCAGCCGCUGGAAGAGGGCGACGAUGUCUGGCGGGAAGCGCGGGUGGAGAGCCAGACGAAGCAUGA